Trichosurus vulpecula (common brushtail) is the source of this 465-nucleotide messenger RNA. RefSeq names its product biogenesis of lysosome-related organelles complex 1 subunit 2-like. Gene Ontology annotation, cellular component: BLOC-1 complex; BORC complex; gamma-tubulin complex. The record is from RefSeq and is a predicted model, not a curated record. Bases 1 to 465 code for a protein of 154 amino acids. Gene Ontology annotation, molecular function: gamma-tubulin binding. The transcript has 2 exons. Gene Ontology annotation, biological process: endosomal transport; lysosome localization. NCBI's taxonomy places the organism in Eukaryota, Metazoa, Chordata, Mammalia, Diprotodontia, Phalangeridae.
AUGAAUGCAAUGAACUGGUACCCUCCCCGCCCCACCCCCAGCCACCUCACAAAGGAGCAGCUGUUUUCUCAUACCUCUGCUUUGGGGACAAACAAUGCGGUGGUGGAGACGGUGGAGGAGACCACGGAGCCUGCGGAGGUGGACAUCACGGGGCUGUGCCUGGACAUGUUCUCCAAAAUGGCCACGUACCUGAUGGGCGAGCUCACAGCUACCAGUGAAGACUAUAAACUUCUGGAAAAUAUGAAAAAACUGACUAGCAUGAAGUAUCUAGAAAUGAAAGAUACUGCAGUAAACAUAAGUAGAAACCUAAAGGACUUAAACCAGAAAUAUGCAGCACUUCAGCCUUAUCUGGAUCAGAUCACUCUAAUUGAGGAGCAAGUAGCAGCUCUUGAGCAGGCAGCUUACAAAUUGGAUGCAUAUUCAAAGAAACUAGAAGCAAAGUACAAGAAGUUAGAGAAGCGAUGA